CAACAGAUCCCUAUCCAUAUUCGCUGCUUUACAGUAAGCUUUAUUGAUAUUUUUCCUAUCAUAUACUAUCUCUCAUAGCCGCACCCACAUUGUUCAGACCAUCAGGAAGUAAUGUUGGUAUAUGAUAUAACAUGCUAGAGCACAAAUAGCUAUUCAGAUAAACAAUGGGCAACGAUCGGUACUGGAAACAGACAUUUUAUGAAAUGGUUGAUAGAGAACUACCACAUAUGUGGACUAUAGAAAUCUGCAAUGAGAAACCAAAUCAAAUGGGAUGGAAAUCAUUCACUCAACAUGAUGCUUUUGGAAAGUACAAAUGUCCUGAUUGUCCUAACUCCUGGAAAUCCAUACACUCUGUCAUUGAGUUCUACAUACAACUGACUAACCGGCAAGGGAGAGUCAUGAUGAAUCCAUUGGGGCAGCAGUGUAAAAACUGCAUUGACCAAUACGUAAAACCUAAAAUGCCAAACAGAAUAAUCACAAUCAUUGUACAGAAUCUGAUCAAAACUAUAAGAAAGAAAUGCUAUGGAGAAUAUGUUCCACAACUGGAUCCUGCAGAUGAUGGGCAGAGUGGGCAUGGACCACACAUAAAGAAACUGUGUCAGGCUUGUCAUUUAGGCAUCUGCAAAGCAAACGUUUUUAUUAGUCAUCAGAGCAGCAAAGUUGAACAUUGUAAUGUGCACAUUGGGGAAGAGAAACCUAACAGCCCAUUAAAAUCUUCUCAACAACAAGACAGUUGUUUCUGCCGCUGUUUCUGCUUCUUUGCUAUUAUUUUGUUAUAUUUUAUCUGGAUAAUAAUGAAGCAUUAAAAAACCAAUUGCGUUGAUCAAUUAUUACAAAGAUAACAGAAUUCCAAUUAAUAAAUCCCAUACAAUUUUCUUUAGUUCCGCUCAACCUAUACACCAGAAUUCUGUCUAAAGUUACUCACCAACCGCAACUGUCCAGUUGCUCUAGAUUUACUUCUACUAGAUAUACCCUGACCUGGAUUAA
Xenopus laevis (African clawed frog) is the source of this 987-nucleotide messenger RNA. RefSeq names its product receptor (chemosensory) transporter protein 3 gene E gene 3 [provisional] L homeolog (gene rtp3e.3.L). The transcript is spliced from 2 exons. The record is from RefSeq and is a predicted model, not a curated record. Bases 165 to 806 code for a protein of 213 amino acids. Gene Ontology annotation, biological process: protein insertion into membrane; protein targeting to membrane; detection of chemical stimulus involved in sensory perception of bitter taste. Lineage: Eukaryota; Metazoa; Chordata; Amphibia; Anura; Pipidae. Gene Ontology annotation, molecular function: olfactory receptor binding. Gene Ontology annotation, cellular component: membrane.